This is a messenger RNA of Manduca sexta (tobacco hornworm), 2033 nucleotides long. RefSeq names its product inhibitor of growth protein 1. Gene Ontology annotation, biological process: positive regulation of DNA-templated transcription. The record is from RefSeq and is a predicted model, not a curated record. The transcript has 5 exons. Bases 491 to 1465 code for a protein of 324 amino acids. Lineage: Eukaryota; Metazoa; Arthropoda; Insecta; Lepidoptera; Sphingidae. Gene Ontology annotation, cellular component: nucleus.
GGCCACACACGUGGUGAUGCGACGCGAUAAUCACAGUCGCAAUGAUUUUAUUUCGUUCAUUGUCUUUACGUUUUGUAAGUAUAAUAAUUAUUAAUGGUAUGGAUUUUUUUCUGUUCAACUGUCACGUAUCAUCGUUCGUAUAGUAUUAUUUUUACUCAAUCGAAUUUGUCGUGUUCAAACCACAGUGCAAACAUAAUUUAGGUUAUGCCGAUAGAUGGCGAUACGAAUAAAAUCUCGAUCAUUGCACAAUAAUCAUCACUAAUCAAAUUCUAUUAUAAUUUUUUUUAUAUCUUCAAUAUUGCUUGAAUUAUGUUUUAGUUGAAACAUAAAUAAAACAAAUACUUCUUUAUGUUCGGUUUCCGAACGAUUAUAAUGCUUGAGUCUUGAGUUGACGGUUCGACUGUUGAAUGCAGCGAACUUGUUUUGCUUUCGAAGUGAUAUUUUUCUGUUCACAAAAUAUCGUUAUGAAAACUGGAUUAAUGUUGAAACCAUGCUGAACCAAACGUCUACAGAAGCGUUGCUCUCGGCGACCUACGUUGAAAACUACUUAGAUUGUGUCGAAAACCUUCCGAAUGACCUGCAAAGACAUUUAUCCCGUAUGCGAGAACUUGACGUAACUUACAGAGAAUGCCUCCGUGAAGCUGAGAAGCAUUUAGCAGUAUGUAUCGGCACCAACACAGAAGAGAGACGCCGUAGCAGGGCUGCACUUCGGCUACAAGCUGCAUUAGUAGCCGCUCAAGAGAUUGGAGAUGAAAAACUCCAGGUUGUACAGAUACUUCAAGACCUAAUUGAUAACAAGCAGAGAUCACUUGAUGCAGAUCAUAAAAAACUAGUUUCUUGCUUGGAAGUGAACACAAAUGGAACAACUAAGGAUGAGCCAGCACCACCACAGGACACAGUCCGUGGGGUGGACAAGGAAGCAGUCACACCACAGACACCACAGCCACACGCGCCACCACCUCCCCCGCCUGAGAAAACAGCAGAGAAGGACAAAGAAAAAGUAGAGAAAGAAAAGAGCGGAGGUGAACGAUGGUCAAAACGCCCACGCCGAUCUAGAACCACAGUCGGUGCAAACACUGACCGUGCUGACUCUAGUGAAAGAGACAGUGAACGACACACGCACAACACUACUCACAAGAAAGGUAUAGGAAAGAAGAAAAAGCGCAAAGCACGGCAAGCAGCACAACGAUCGGAAACUCCGCCAGAGGAACCAGAUGCAAUAGAUCCCGAUGAGCCUCGUUACUGCUUGUGUGAUCAAAUAUCAUUUGGUGAAAUGAUCCUGUGUGACAAUGAUCUAUGCCCUAUAGAAUGGUUCCAUUUCUCUUGCGUGUCGCUCACUACUAAACCUAAAGGGAAGUGGUUCUGUCCAAAGUGCCGCGGUGACAGGCCGAAUGUGAUGAAACCUAAAGGACAGUUCCUCAAAGAACUAGAACGGUAUAACAGAGAGAAAGAAGAAAAAGCAUAGUCGCUACUCAAAGGACAUAAAAUGAGUGGAAAAGCAAUUGUGAAAACUAAGGUUGACUAGUUGAUUCUGUGAUUUGAAUUUGAUUAACACUCAUUUUACAUGCCUAAUAGAGUGUAUGAAGCCCAAACACUUUCAAGUAUUGGAAUGUGAUUUCAGUUUAAUAAGAGAUGAUUAUUUUCUUUAUUGCGUGUUAUGAGAACAUUGUAAGAAGAAAUUAUAAAACUUGAUUGAUAUAAUCUCCAUUAUGGGGAAGUAAAUGGUUGUCUUAAAUAAAUGUAGAUUGAUAAUUUAUUUUAAUUACUUAUUUCAAACGGGUGUGUUGAUUUUAAAGAACAGGUCUGCAAAGAAUAAUCUAUCUGCAAAACAAUGUGAAAACAUUGUAGAUGUAAUAAAAUUAAUAAUUCAUUUCUCCUGUUCAAAUAAUACAUGGAAGUACAUAUACAGCGUAAUGUUGCGCAUUUACGGCAUCUAUGGCAUAGAAGAGAGUAUUGUUUACAAUAUUAGUUACGGACAGAUGUAAUUUGAUACUAUUUGAGCAAGUUUUAUUGAAUAUAACAAUUCAUUAAUA